Molecule: messenger RNA, 771 nt
Organism: Aegilops tauschii subsp. strangulata
Lineage: Eukaryota; Viridiplantae; Streptophyta; Magnoliopsida; Poales; Poaceae
Source: RefSeq, a predicted model, not a curated record
AUGGAGAAGGAUCGAUCCCCCACCGCUAGACGCCCGACGCUGCCCCGUCCUCACCUCCUCCCGACUGGCGCCCAGUGCUUAGGGCCCCCCACCCCGUCGCCGCUCGACGCCGCCGCCACCGGAUCGCCCUCGCUACCGUUCGUCAGGGUCGCCCGCUACCUCGCCGGUGUCGCCUCCCCGCCGAACUGCGUUGUCCCCGUCUUCCUCCUCGACCCCCACUGCCCCGGACCCUACACCCCCCGUGAGAUUCCUCUCCUCCGGUCCCCAUGCUCGCCGUGCCCCGCCCGUGGCCUGCACCCGCUAGCUCUCGCCGCGUCCCGCCGUGCUCCCCGGCUGUCGCCCGAGCUCCGCGCCGCCGUGUCGCCCGCUCGCCUCCCCCCGCGCGCCCGUGCGCGCCACGCAGCCACCGCUCGCUGUAGCCAUCCGUCGCCGUCGCGGCGACCGCCCCGCUUUGCUCCUGCUGCCCCGCAUCCCCGCGCUCGCACAGCCUCGCGGCCACGCCCCCUGCUGCUGCUCUACCGCCGUUGCUGCGCUGCCCUCUCUGUCGCGGCGCUGGCCGCCUCCCCGCAUCCCGCUCCGGCCGGCGCCCCAUGUCCCUGCGCCUCACCUCCGCCCUCUCCUCCUCCCGCGGCCGCGCCACCGCGCCCGCCCGUGCCGGUUUGCCCAACCAUCGGUGUCCUGGCGGCCUCGUCCCGCCCUGCGGGCGAGUGCCCGCUCGGGUGCGCCCGCACCCGACGCCCGUGCACCCGUUUGCCCCCUAUGGGCCACUGA